This is a messenger RNA of Colias croceus (clouded yellow), 1704 nucleotides long. Its product is annotated as myrosinase 1-like. The record is from RefSeq and is a predicted model, not a curated record. Lineage: Eukaryota; Metazoa; Arthropoda; Insecta; Lepidoptera; Pieridae. The transcript is spliced from 11 exons. Gene Ontology annotation, biological process: carbohydrate metabolic process. Bases 97 to 1581 code for a protein of 494 amino acids. Gene Ontology annotation, molecular function: beta-glucosidase activity.
UGACAAUCAGUUUUCCCGCCAACUCGUUUGCAUGAAGUUGUGGCGCGUGAUAAUUAAUUUAAUUUAAUAAAUUAUGAUUACGAAGUUCAUAUCAUAAUGAUAAAAUAUAUAGGUUUUGUUUGUGUGCUAGUCGUGUUGGCGGGAGCGGAGCGGCGAUUUCCUGAUGGGUUUAAAUUCGGCGCAGCCACCGCGGCUUAUCAAGUUGAAGGCGCUUGGAAUGUUAGCGAUAAAUCACCAAGCGUAUGGGACAUAUUCACCCAUGACCAACCACACGCGAUAGCCGAUGGUUCGAGUGGUGACGUUGCGUGCGAUUCAUAUAACAAGUGGCGGGAGGAUAUAGAGCUGGCUGCCGAAUUGGGAUUGCAUUUCUAUCGAUUAUCAAUAUCCUGGCCACGAUUGCUGCCAAAUGGUUUUACCAAUAUUAUAAGUGAAGAUGGCACGAGGUACUACAAUGAUCUUAUUGAUGGAUUACUGGAGAAGGGAAUCGAACCUGUCGUCACAUUGUACCAUUGGGAUCUGCCACAGAACUUACAGGAUUUAGGUGGCUGGACGAACCCCCUUAUCGUGGGUUGGUUCAAAGACUACGCAAGAAUUGUGUACACUCUCUUUGGAGAUCGAGUCAAAACCUGGAUAACAAUCAACGAACCCAUAGUUAUAUGUGAAGUGGUAUAUACCAUGGGUACAUUCGCCCCUGGUAUAUCUAGUCCUGGUAUUGGCAAUUAUUUGUGUGGAAAGAAUAUUUUAAUGGCUCAUGCUGCUGCCUGGAGAGUAUAUGAUGAAGAGUUUAAGCCGAAAUAUCAUGGUAAAGUAUCCUUAACAAACCAAAUAUUUUGGAUGGAGCCAUAUUCCGAGGAGUUUAUAGAAGAAGCCGAAUUUACAAUGCAGUACGCAGCAGGGUUUUAUUCUCACGCUAUUUAUACGAAGGAGGGAGGUUGGCCGCCAACUUUUGAGAAAUAUAUCGCGGAAAAGAGCAAGAGGGAGGGAUACCCUAGAUCCAGGUUACCUCCUUUUACGGAAGAAGAGAAAGAGUUUGUUAAAGGCACACACGACUUCUACGCAGUGAACCACUACACGAGCCGGUUGGCUCGCUCGCUGCAGCCGGGCGAGACGGCCGGCUUGUGGCCGAUGUUCGGUGCGGGGGAGAUAGAUGUAUUUCUUGAUGUACAUCCCGAUUGGCCACAAGCAGCUAAUAGCUGGUUUUUCGUAAACCCUCCAGGUCUACGCAAAUUGCUAGUCUGGUUGAAGAAAAACUACGGUGACUUGGAAUACAUGAUCAUUGAGAACGGUUAUUCUACACGUGAAGGAGAUAUCAAUGAUUCUAAAAGAAUACAGUAUUAUCAAGACCAUUUAGAACAAGUGUUGCUUGCGAUACAGGACGGUGUGAAUGUAACAAGAUAUACAGCAUGGACUCUGUUCGAUAACUUUGAAUGGACUGAUGGUUACACGUCUAAAUUUGGUUUAAUCGAUGUGGACUUCAACGAUCCUUCCCGGAAGCGAACACUACGCAACUCUGCCCGGUUUUACGCAAAUAUAAUUAAAACGCACUCAUUGGACGAUAUUAAUACUAUAAAUAAGAUUUAAUAGUAAAUAUUAAUAUAUUAUGAGUAUUAUAUUUUAAGUGUUUGUUAUUAGUUAAGUGUUGAAUAAAAUUUUGUUUAUUUUCAGUUGUUGUUUUUCUUGAAUUAAAAUUGCGAUACAUUGACA